Metopolophium dirhodum (rose-grain aphid) is the source of this 1144-nucleotide messenger RNA. RefSeq lists its product as uncharacterized. The record is from RefSeq and is a predicted model, not a curated record. The coding region runs from base 697 to 1113 and encodes 138 amino acids. NCBI's taxonomy places the organism in Eukaryota, Metazoa, Arthropoda, Insecta, Hemiptera, Aphididae. The transcript has 7 exons.
CGCACAGGUGCUAUCGCGGGACGACAGACCGCCGCCGCUGUGGUGGGGGGACCUGUUGCUCGUGACCGUCGCGCGACCCGUCACCGCAUCCGAAGAGCGGCUCGCCGCCGCCAACGCCGCCCCUCCUCCCAUGUGUUGUGUUAUUUACUUGUUAUUAUUGUUUAUUUAUUGUUAUCAUCGUCAUUAUUAUUAUUAUUGUUAUUACUUGUUGCCCACUAUCGUACCACCGCAAAUUCGACAGUACGACGGUGUACCCGACUAAAACGGGUAAAGGCGAAACGCAAAUAUUCCGCGGACGAAUGCGGCUGCGGGGAUAAUAUUGUUGUUUGCUUAGGAUUUCCGUUUGUCGCCUUGGCCAAACACACCACAGUCCCCCGCCGUGACGUUUUGAUAUACGACGACGGUCUCUUCCAAGAACUCACUCCCCCCGAUGAACAAUCCGCAGGAUUUGUGUGUACAGUGUACACUGCACAAUCGCGACGACGCUGGGCCGCCAAAGCUGUUGUGAUAUCGUCACCUGUAUACGGCCGAAGGUACUGUGUACUUGAUUAGUCGUUUCGAGGUUUUGGUCGAUGAUGUUUAAAACUAACCUUCGAAUCUGUAGUGAACAAAAAAAUAAUAAGCCACUAAUAUAAACGGACAGUUUGUUAAACCGUGCAUAUUAUAAUUUUCAGUUCAUCGGAGUGAGAUGAUUAGAUGGAGAUGGAUGAAGAUAGCUGUUUCUUCGGCGAUGGCGGCGCUCUAGCUACGUUUCACCGGAAGAGUAGAUGUUUACGAAUUCCUGUGGGAUGUGGAGUAAACAACACGAACGGAAAUCAUCAUGUCAGAUGUAUGUUACAUCCCUUAUUUAUUUUUAUUACAAAGAACUACCGCCACGUACCGGAAGGCAUCGUACCCAAACGUAAUUGCGUCUAUUAUUGCAGAAGAAAUAUUAUGAUUGAAUUUGACAACAACAAAAAAUGUAAUUCAAUUUUGAUCCUAGAUCCAGGGAGGAGUUUGAACAUAGUUUCAGAUGAACGCAGUCGUACCAAAUAUGAAUGCGCAUUAUUGAGUAAUUUUAGACUAUUAUUGAGGGAUAACGCCAUAAUGGUCCAGGGGCGUUUGAAAGAAUAGUUAUGUUUGCAACAGAUGAGCAUUUAAAACU